Messenger RNA from Perkinsus marinus ATCC 50983, 210 nucleotides. RefSeq lists its product as hypothetical. The record is from RefSeq and is a predicted model, not a curated record. Lineage: Eukaryota; Perkinsozoa; Perkinsida; Perkinsidae. The annotation marks the transcript as partial. The transcript has a single exon.
GUUCCGUCUAUACUCCCGAUGAGCACUCUGAACAUUUCUCCCGCUUCAAAGAUCAGCUGGAUGAGGUGCUUCUGAAGGAAGAAGUACCAACUGACUCCUUGAUUGAGCUCUUCAACAACACUAAGCCGGCUUUAUUGCAAUCCAUGGUUGACAAAAUCAACUCGAUGCAGCAGUCGUGGACGGCCUCCAAAGAUCAGCCACCUUUCAAGG